AUGAAACGAACCGGCAGUGACAGCAGCAGCAGCAGCAGCAGCAAACGUGCUCAUGUGGACGAAGUUCCAUUCCCUGAUUUCUUCCAGCAAAUCUUGGUUAAUCUAGACAACCAGAUCGAGAUGGAAAGAGCUCAAGCGCAGCUCGAAUAUGCGCCUAAUUCAGAAUUCGGUUCAACCACCCAAAACGUUCAAGGAGGCGGCGGUAGCGUUCAAACGGCGCCCGCCACACAGGACACUCAGUCUUUAGAGGAGGAGGAGGAGACCAACCUGCCUGACCCGUUUGAGGAGGAGAUCAACCUACCUGAGUGGUUUGAGGAUCUACUUGAUUUUGGCAAUGAGUUGCUCAAACCAUGGAGUCAGAGCGGAGAAGCCCCUAUAAGGGCUUCGCGGGAAGCGGAUGCAGAACACGCACCAGCUCCUCCCCCAGCGCUGUCGCCACCGUUUGGCUGCGCAGCCCGUCCGCCAUCGCCACAGCCUGGCCCUUCAAACCGGCUGUCACCCCCUCCUCCUCUAGAAGCAGCAGCUCACCGCCGCCGCCCACGCAAGGCGGCGCGCGGUCCACGUCACUCGCCCACCGAGGACACGGGCGGCCCCCCGUCACCUGCCGGGAGCCGGCGAGCACCAGUCGCCCGCAGACCGCCCGCGCCGCCGGAAGCACGCUCCGCCACUUACCGCAGCGCGCAGAUGAGUAUGGACACCACAGCUGUAUGCCUCAUAGUUUGUCUUCUCUUUGCACGAGUGUCUAGUCAUGGGAACCUUUUCUUCGGAUACACAAAAGAAGAGCAGGAGCUGUGGAGCGAACACAGCGACGCGUGUGCCGGGAAGUACCAGUCGCCUAUCCGCAUCAUCAGCCACCGGGCGCAGAGGCUGCCCAUCCCGGCGCUCGAGAUGGUCGGCUUCCACAACCUGCUGCCCGGGCCCGUCGUCGCCACCAACACCGGACACUCGGUGUCCCUGCGGCCGGCGGUGACGGGGGAAUCAUGGCCGAAGGUGUUCGGUGCUCUGCUGCUCCACGAGUACCAGCUGGAGAGCUUCCACUUCCACUGGGGCCACCGCUUCUCCAGGGGCAGCGAGCACGUCCUCAACAGCAUCAGGUUUCCGAUGGAGAUGCACAUCGUCCACCGCAACAUGAAGUACUCGUCGCUGAAUGAAGCCAUGCAGAAGCCAGAUGGGCUCGUCGUCCUCGCUUUCUUCUUCCAGGCCCAGGAGAAGAACAACCAUGCGCUACGGCCCAUCCUGGAGGUGCUGGAGCGCGUCAAGUUCCCCGGCGACAGCUCGCCACUGCACGUCAGCUUCUCACUGUCAUCGCUGUUGACCGCCGACAUGGACGCCUUCUACACGUACCGCGGCUCGCUCACCACGCCGCCCUGCUCCGAGUCCGUCACAUGGGUCAUCUUCCCGGAUGCGUUGCCCAUCUCCUUCAACCAGAUCAAGAAGUUCCGACGUAUCUAUUCAUCAGGUGAAGAUCGUAUGGUAAACAAUUUCCGUGUCUUGCAACCUCUCAACAGUCGGAAUGUCUUUGUUCGCAAACUGUGGAAGAUUGAGAGCUACAACCUUACUAGCCAUGAUUCGGUGUCAUGGCUCAGUUAAGCUUGCGCCAAAAAAGUUCCACGUUCCUACAGCACUCAACUAUCGAGACUAGCAAGAAAGUGCACUGCCGUUACAGUGAACAUGCCUACAUUUACUGUCAUACUGAGGCAGCUCACAACCUGUUGUAUUUAUUUUCUUGAAUAAGAAUGUAGUGCAUACAGCACUGUGUGGAAGCAAUUUCUAUUAGUAGUACAAUGCUGUAUGUGCUUCUUUUAGACAACAGGUCAAGCGGAUCAGAAACCACUGCCUGCAAACUACCAAUUUCACAAGGUUGUGCUCUUUAAUGUACAUAUGAAAAGUUCUGUAUAGUUUUGUAAAUAUCUUAAGAAUUUUGUCAUCUAUGUUGUGUAUUACACACAUUUAAUUGACAUUUAUUCAUAAUGAAAGAGACAUUUCAAUGUUUCACUUUCAUUCUUAGUAAAGGAUUCCUUCCAAAACACAUUCUAAUGUAUGUACCAGUUGACAAUACAAGAUGUAGAUUUGUUUUCUAUCUUUCUUUAAUGUUCAUCUUAAAGGAACUGACAUCAUUACCUUCACUUAUUUCAAGUUGUACUGUACUUUAAAAAAUCUCCACUCAUGACUGCUACAAAAUGCUGCAUUUUGUUUUGCUGUUGUGAAUAUUUACGCCAUUGUGUGCCUGAUCAGUGUGUAUGUUGCAUGUGAAACACUGCUGGCAGUGUUCUGGGAUUUUAUGAAAGUUUUGUCAUCUGCAAAUAUGUGUUGUAUUAAAAUUGCAUAUCACACAAGC
This is a messenger RNA of Schistocerca serialis cubense, 2338 nucleotides long. Its product is annotated as carbonic anhydrase 6-like. Lineage: Eukaryota; Metazoa; Arthropoda; Insecta; Orthoptera; Acrididae. Gene Ontology annotation, molecular function: carbonate dehydratase activity; zinc ion binding. The record is from RefSeq and is a predicted model, not a curated record. Gene Ontology annotation, cellular component: cytoplasm. The transcript is spliced from 12 exons. Bases 1 to 1590 code for a protein of 529 amino acids.